AUGGAAGAAAAUCCAACCUCAGAAAAGAUGGGCUUUGGGCCGUCCUUUGAGUCCAAGCAGCCAUUUCCGCCCUUGAUGGACGGGUUGGUAUCGCCCACAGAUGCACAGGGAUCGUUUCCCGAAGAUGAAAGCGUCACGUCCCCUAGCUACGACGAGGUCGAGGUCGAGGACGAUGCCGAUUUCCAGUCUCACUAUUCUCUCGAUCCCCAAACAUUAUCCGAUUCAGAGUCCGAUGACUCGGCCGACGAAAUUGGGCGCGAUCAUCCAUUCAGACAAUCCUCCAGCUCCCUCCACGGGCCCAAUGCCUUUGCGCCCCCCUUUUACAAUCGGCCGCCCACGCCUCUGCCACCCUCUCCUUCCCUGACAUCUUUGCUUCGGCCACCAUUCUCUACAACAACUUCACGUCCUACGACACCAGAUAGCUCUGAUGUGGAGACUCCAAACGACACGGAGGCUGCUGUGGCCAAGUCGGCCCGGCGUGCAACCACCGUUCCCCGUGCGAGCCCCAAGGUCCCGACCUACGAAUACUACGGAUUUGUGCUCUACUUAGCUUCGUCACUUGCUUUUUUGUUUUAUCUAUUAUGGUCAUAUCUCCCGUCGCCCUUCCUUCAUCAGCUCGGAAUUUAUUACUACCCGAACCGUUGGUGGUCUCUGGCCAUCCCGUCCUGGCUGGUGAUGUCCAUCGUUUAUAUCUACGUCGCGCUCGCCUCGUACAAUACAGGAUACCUCACCUUGCCCAUGAACAGCAUUGAAAAUAUUGUUGAUGAAGUUGCCAAUGUCGCGGUUAUUGAUGGGAAGGCGCGACGAAGACCUGGUGGAGCGACAAAGAUGAAGCCUGGUGCUACAUCUUUCCAGAUUAUGGGCCCGCAAAACCGCAAGGUCAAUUGGUGGGAAAUAUGGAGUGAGGGUACAGAUGCAGUCAUGGACAUUCCGGUUGGUGGUGUAUGUGAGGUGUUAUACGGACAGGAUCGCGACGAGGAUGUUUUCGACUCUUAG
Penicillium odoratum is the source of this 996-nucleotide messenger RNA. RefSeq lists its product as uncharacterized. Lineage: Eukaryota; Fungi; Ascomycota; Eurotiomycetes; Eurotiales; Aspergillaceae. The record is from RefSeq and is a predicted model, not a curated record. The transcript has 2 exons. The coding region runs from base 1 to 996 and encodes 331 amino acids.